AUGGUGCGAACUGCAAAGAGUCGAAUACUCGAUGCAUCAUUUGUGAUGGCCACUCUGACAUUCACGUUGCUGCUGCUCAUCGAUCAAGUGUCUUCUAAGCUAUGCGAUGAAGGACACACGGUAGUACUACUGAUAGCCAUAGUUAUGAUCGCAUUAUACGGCUUAUGGCUGUGGAGACAUCGUAUGGACAUAACAGAUGACUGGUUCUCGGAAAGAACGUCCCCAGAACCGUGGUGUCCGCCUCCUCAUUAUAGCCAAUGUAGUUCCUUUGUUCAGGCACUACCACCACCAUACAAUGAGGUAACUGCAAAACCAGAUCUUUAUCCCUUAGUAAUUGGUUGCGAUGAUAGUUCGGGCAAAGGUACUUCUAGUUUUGUAAUGCACUAUGUCAGAUCAUUGCCGCAUUCAAGCACAUUGGAUUCAUUGAGCUCCAGUUUUAUGUGUAAUAUGGUAAACGAAGCAAAUACUAUUAUUCCGCCACCAUACUCUUGUAACAACAGCGUCGAUGAAUUAUCAGCAGUAGAGUGUGAAAGAAGAGAAACUAGUGAUAUUGGUUCCAUUGUCUCCUUGACGAAUCAUAGAACGACCUCUGACAUAUCAAGUCUUGGUGCUCAAUCACCUUGUUCUCCACCGAGAGCUACUAGUCCAACAAUAGAAUUACGGGAAUUAUUGGACAAGAUACAACAACUUCCUCAUUUAUCUAGUGGACAUUCCACUACCAUGCAUUGUCAGCAGAAUCAAGCCCCGGUCUUAUAUACAACAAGUAGCGAUGCUACUACGCAACAACGGCCUUUAAGUCCCAACCACGUUAGUUCAUUCAAAGUUAGAAGAACCAGGGGCAAGCUAUACAUGCCGUUGGGAUUGCCGAAUUCGCAAAGCAAAACAAAGCGAUGGUUAUCGCGCUCCGCACCGACAACACCUUCGGGUACAAUGCCAAUGUCCUUCUUGCCAGGACAGAGCAGAAGGCCUUCAGAAACCGGCAACAACAAUCAACAAGCGGUGCCACUACUUUACGAGCAAGACGAAAACGAAAUCAACAACGCAGAUCAACCAUCGAAUGUUUCAACGCUCGCUGAAUAACAAGAAGACAAUUAA
Molecule: messenger RNA, 1095 nt
Organism: Cyphomyrmex costatus
Lineage: Eukaryota; Metazoa; Arthropoda; Insecta; Hymenoptera; Formicidae
Exons: 5
Source: RefSeq, a predicted model, not a curated record